Messenger RNA from Lymnaea stagnalis (great pond snail), 204 nucleotides. Lineage: Eukaryota; Metazoa; Mollusca; Gastropoda; Lymnaeidae. The record is from the annotation of a GenBank genome assembly.
GAUGACGGCUCAACGCCGGUCCACUACGCGGCCACUCAAGGUAAUGUUGACAUGCUGAGGGCCAUGUACCUGAUGGACAAGAAGCGAAUGAACAUGGCCGUGUCGAUGAGGGACAUCCAAGGGAAGACGCCUCUCCACUGGGCCACCUUCUUCAACCACGUGGAUGUUGUCAAAUAUCUCAUUUCAUUGGUAAUUCGGAUUUGA